GAUAUGGACACUAUUGAUGGGAGCGGCUGGCCAUCUGGAGUGGCAGUUGCCAUCAUGCCAGUAGCGCUUGGGCCGCACGGGCAGUGUUGUCAGGAGCAGCAGCAGGAGCAGCAGUGGCGGUGGAACGUCUCCGGAUGCCAGGACUUGAAAUGGGCCAACCAGGAUGGCGAAACCACAGGCAGAGUCCGGGGAAGCAGAGCGGCAUCCCAUCCUCAGGCCUGACCGGAUGGUGUUCGGGUUUGUGAAGGCCUGGACACAUGAGGAGAUGCGUUUGUCCCGGAGCAAUUGGACUAUCAUCCCCAUCCUUAGCAGCUUCUUUUCCAGGAUCAAGAUGAUGACACUCCAGCCUAGGACAAAGGCCCCACAGGAGCUCAUUGUCCUGCAGGAGAGGAGCAGACCCACGUCAGAGAAGAUGGCUGUAUCUUUUCACGGCUCUUCUCUGAGAAAUGAAGCCAUACCACGAUACAGUCUUGAAGAGGAAGCCGGGAAUGGGAGAUGGCAGCAAUCCCUGUCCCUGUGACGCUGGCCUCUCUGGACAAGUCACCCAUUUGGCACCUCUCCCCUUAUGUCCAUGGCAGUGGCACGGUGCUGUAUCCUCCCUGGGCUCUGACCUCUGCUCUGGCCACCCUGUUACUCUGUCUCCCCUGUUUCUGAGAGGCCUAGAUGCCUCUUGAUCUGGCUGAAUGUCUUCAACAAAGCUCACUUCCCUGUCCAUCAGGGAGACAGUU
Molecule: messenger RNA, 728 nt
Organism: Pongo pygmaeus (Bornean orangutan)
Lineage: Eukaryota; Metazoa; Chordata; Mammalia; Primates; Hominidae
Product: protein FAM27L-like
Exons: 3
Coding region: 164-520 (118 amino acids)
Source: RefSeq, a predicted model, not a curated record